AUGGGACUCCUGGCCAGAGUAGCAGGUAACAGGCAAUUCUCUACCACGAGAAAUGUUGCCAAGAAAUUGAAUAGAUACUCCAACAUCAUCACUGAGCCAAUGGAUCAGGGUGCUUCACAAGCCAUGCUUUAUGCAACCGGUUUCAAGAAGGAUGAUUUCAGUAAGGCACAGGUCGGAGUGGGAUCUUGUUGGUGGUCUGGUAACCCAUGUAAUAUGCAUCUUUUAGAUCUCAAUAACAGAUGUUCGCUGUCUGUCGAAAAGGCUGGCUUGAAAGCCAUGCAAUUCAACAGUAUCGGUGUGUCCGAUGGUAUUUCUAUGGGCACUAAGGGUAUGAGAUAUUCUCUGCAAAGUAGAGAGAUUAUUGCCGACUCUUUUGAGACCAUCAUGAUGGCACAGCAUUACGAUGCCAACAUUGCUAUCCCAUCGUGUGAUAAGAACAUGCCCGGUGUCAUGAUGGCUAUGGGUCGUCACAACAGACCUUCCAUUAUGGUCUACGGUGGUACCAUCUUACCUGGUCAUCCAACCUGCGGAUCCUCCAAGAUUCCAGAGAAUAUCGACCUCGUCUCAGCUUUCCAAUCCUAUGGCCAAUACAUCUCUAAACAAUUUACUGAGCAAGAAAGAGAAGAUGUUGUGGAACACGCCUGUCCAGGCCCAGGUUCCUGCGGUGGUAUGUACACCGCCAAUACUAUGGCUUCAGUAGCUGAAGUGUUGGGUAUCACGCUGCCAAACUCCUCCGCGUUCCCAGCCGUCUCAGACCAGAAGUUGGCUGAGUGUGACAACAUUGGUGAAAGCAUUAAAAAGACCAUGGAACUAGGAAUCCUUCCACGCGAUGUCUUUACCAAGGAAGCAUUCGAAAACGCCAUCACCUACGUUAUUGCUACCGGUGGUUCCACCAACGCGGUGUUGCACUUGGUCGCCAUUGCCCAUUCCGCCGGUGUCAAGAUUACGCCUGACGACUUCCAGCGAAUCAGUGAUAAGACUCCGCUAAUUGGUGAUUUCAAGCCAUCUGGUAAAUAUGUCAUGGCAGACCUGAUCCGGGUCGGUGGUACUCAAUCCGUGAUCAAGUAUCUGUUCGACAAUGGCUUCCUAAACGGUAACACCAUCACCAUCACCGGUGACACUCUAGCCGAGCGUGCAGCCAAGGCAGCUCCGCUUCCCGAAGGUCAAGACAUUAUCAAACCGGUUUCCCAGCCUAUCAAAUCCAGCGGCCACUUGCAAAUCCUGUACGGGUCUCUAGCACCAGGCGGUGCUGUUGGUAAGAUUACCGGCAAAGAAGGAACUUUCUUCAAGGGUAAGGCUCGUGUCUUUGAAGAAGAGAACGCUUUUAUCCAUGCGUUGGAGAAAGGCGAGAUCAAAAAAGGUGAAAAGACUGUCGUCAUUAUCAGAUAUGAAGGUCCAAGGGGUGGUCCAGGUAUGCCAGAAAUGUUGAAGCCUUCGUCCGCUCUCAUGGGCUACGGUCUAGGUAAGGACGUCGCUCUCUUGACAGAUGGCAGAUUUUCCGGUGGUUCCCACGGUUUCCUCAUUGGCCACAUCGUCCCAGAGGCUGCCGAGGGUGGACCGAUCGGUCUAGUCAAAGACGGAGACGAAAUCGUCAUUGAUGCCGAUAACAACAAGAUCGACCUACUGGUUUCCGACCAAGAACUUUCGGACCGUAGGGCACAGUGGACUGCUCCUCCUCCACGUUACACCAGAGGUACCCUUUCCAAGUACACCAAGCUGGUCGCCAACGCCUCUCAAGGAUGUGUCACUGACGCAUGA
Molecule: messenger RNA, 1758 nt
Organism: Torulaspora globosa
Lineage: Eukaryota; Fungi; Ascomycota; Saccharomycetes; Saccharomycetales; Saccharomycetaceae
Gene: ILV3
Product: dihydroxy-acid dehydratase ILV3
Exons: 1
Coding region: 1-1758 (585 amino acids)
Biological process (GO): branched-chain amino acid biosynthetic process
Cellular component (GO): mitochondrion
Molecular function (GO): dihydroxy-acid dehydratase activity
Source: RefSeq, a predicted model, not a curated record